Messenger RNA from Monoraphidium neglectum, 2568 nucleotides. RefSeq names its product Phosphatidylinositol-4-phosphate 5-kinase 2. The transcript has 17 exons. The coding region runs from base 1 to 2568 and encodes 855 amino acids. Gene Ontology annotation, molecular function: protein binding. The record is from RefSeq and is a predicted model, not a curated record. Lineage: Eukaryota; Viridiplantae; Chlorophyta; Chlorophyceae; Sphaeropleales; Selenastraceae.
AUGAGCAGCAGCGGUAGCCCCUCCAAGGAGGGCGACACCGCAUAUGCGUCCAAAACAGACCUUAUAGACUGGAUCAAUAACUUGCUGCAGCUGCAGCUGACGAAGCUCGAGCAGUUCGCUUCGGGCGCCGUGUUCUGCCAGCUUCUAGACGCGUACUUCAGCAAUGUCGUCAACAUCAACAAGGUCAACUUUUUUGCCCGUGACGAGCACGACUCCCUGCCCAACUACAAGCUCCUGCAGUCGGGGCUCAACUCCCUCAACAUCACCCGGGACCUGAACGUGCAGAAGCUGCUGCGCGGCAGCAAGGUGGACACGCUGGAGCUGCUGCAGUACCUGCACAAGUACCUCAAGCGGCUCAAGGCGCUCGACGGCUACGACGCGCGCCAGCGGCGCGCACAGAGCGUGAAGGGCGGCACCGACUCGAUCCCGGUGCCGGGCUGGAUGGCGUCAAACUUUGACAACCUCAGCCAGGGCAGCACAAACGGGCGCAGCGGAUUCCGCACAUCAAGCGGCAACUGGAGCUAUGCAAUGGAGCCGCAGCAGUCGCUGCGCUCGCAGCUCAAGACCAGCGGCAGCCUAAACCCCGGCGCCCACAUGUCAAGGGCGUCCUCCGUCGCAACGGUCACGGCGGCCGUGGCGUCCCUCUCCGCAAACGGCGGCAGCUCCCCCCGCGGCGCAGCGAGCGCGGCGGGGUCCGCGUCAGCCUCCGGCGGCUGGCCGCAGCAGCAGCAGCAGCGGCGGCCGUGCGCGCCGCAGCGGAUGCCGUCGGCGAGCCCCGUGGCGGGGAGGAGCGCGGCGCCGGCGCCCGCGGUGACGACGCCCAGGUCGCACGCGCAUGCCGACGACGACGACGAGCGGUCUGGCACGGUGGCCGUUUUCCAGGUGGUCAGCCACGGCGACGAGCACCUGGCGCAGCUGCGGUCGCAGGCGGAGGACCCCGUGUGCACGACGCGGCUGGUGGUGGCGGACGACGACUUGGCAGGCAAGAUGGCGCGGCCGCUGAGCCCCGGCGGGCGCAGCCUGCUGCAGGCCGCGCUCGACGCCGCGGCCGAGGCGCUGGGCGUGCUGUCCAAGGGCGCGGCCAGCUGCAGCGGGGUGGUGGAGACGCUGGGCAGCAGCACAGACAACCUGGGCCACAGGGGCAAGGUCCGCAGCCUGCAGGACGCGUGCGCGACGCUGCGGUGCCAUGCGGCCCUGCUGAUCUCCGACAUCGACGCCGCCGUGGCGGGCCGGGCGGAGGGCGCGGCCGUGGAGGUGGCGGCCAGCGCCAGGCGGCUGCAGCAGGAGCUGUCCGUGGUUGAUAGGGAGCUCCACACCGCCACGCGCCGCCUGGACGGCCGCCUGCGCGACGCCCCCGUCUCGCCCCUCAACCUCGUCGCGACGCAGCUGCAGCGCCAGCUGACGUCCACCGCCGCGCUGGACGGCGCGCUGCGCGCGGUCGGCACCGCGCAGGCGGCGCUCGCGCAGCGCGCGCACCGGGAGGGCGCGGCAAUUGCGGCGCGCUUCCUCUCUGCGCGCGACGCGCCCGCCGCCGGCGGCGACGCGGCCGGCGCAGCGGCGGUGGCGGGGCCUGCGGGCAGCGGGCCAGUGGCGGCGGGGCCGUGCAAGGUGCUGAAGAUGGGGGACUACGCCAUGAAGCGGCUGCGAAAUGGUGACGUGUACAAGGGCAAGUACAGCGGGGGCCGCAAGAACGGGGAGGGCUGCUACUGCUUCACCAACGCUGAUGUGUACGAGGGCGACUUCACGGACGACCGCAUGGCAGGGGCCGGGGUGUACUCCUUCAGCCCGGAGGGCAGGUAUGAGGGCGAGUGGGCGGCAGCGACGUACGAGGGGGCUGGCAGCGAGACCUUUGCCAAGGGCUCCACCUACCGCGGGCAGUACAGCGGCGGGCUGCGCUCCGGUUGGGGCGUCUGCAGGUUCUUCAACGGGGACUACUAUGAGGGAAAGUGGGAGAAGGGCGUCCGCGAGGGCAUCGGCAUGCAGCAGUGCACUGACGACAGCAACUAUGUGGGCGAGUACGCGCGCGGCAAGCGCCAUGGCUACGGCGUCUACUCCUUCGCCAACGGCGACCAGUACACCGGGGAAUACGAGGAGGACCUGCCGCAGGUGACUGGCGGGGCGGCCGCCGUGGCGGACGGCUACGGUGUGUACGUGUUUGCCAGCGGCCAGAAGUACGAGGGGCGCUGGGAGAAGGGGAAGAAGCACGGCUGGAGCAUAUACACCGUGGAGACGGGCGACGCGGCGGCGGCGGCGGGCGCGGUGGAGGGCGGCGCGGCCGACGGGCAGCCGGCGGAGGUGGCCGACAACCUCGUGCACGCGGCGGCGGCGUGCAAGACGGCCCAGGAGGCAGCUCGGGUCGGCGUGCAGAAGGCGCAGGAGCACUGGCGCGCCGACGGCGACGCGCAGGCCGGCCUGGCCGCGGCGCUCGGCUCCGCCGGCCGCGCCGCUGAGGCUGCGCAGGCGGCGCGCGCCAAGGCGCGGGACCUGGGGCGGAAGCUGCACGCGGCGGCGCUGCUGGUGGAGCUGGGGGGCCGCGGCGCGGAGGGCAUCCGGCUCGCGGGCUCUUGA